Molecule: messenger RNA, 1458 nt
Organism: Neltuma alba
Lineage: Eukaryota; Viridiplantae; Streptophyta; Magnoliopsida; Fabales; Fabaceae
Product: serine/threonine protein phosphatase 2A 57 kDa regulatory subunit B' beta isoform-like
Exons: 2
Coding region: 1-1458 (485 amino acids)
Biological process (GO): signal transduction
Cellular component (GO): protein phosphatase type 2A complex
Molecular function (GO): protein phosphatase regulator activity
Source: RefSeq, a predicted model, not a curated record
AUGUUCAAUAAGUUCAGAAAGCGUGGUACCAAGAAAUCAUCGAAAUCGAAAAUCAAUGGGUAUUCUCUUGACGGUGAUAGACCGUUAGAAGUCUUUGUGAACCAUGAAUCUCGGACCACUACAGUCUUGGCUCCGGCAGUGGCGCCGCCCAUUUCCGCUGCAGUAGAAUUACUACCUCCAGUGCGAGAAGUUGCUGUUUCAGAACGCGCGAGUGUAUUACUUCGAAAAAUUCAACUCUGUUGCUAUGUAUUUGACUAUUCUGACAAUCUGAAGUCGGUUCGUGAAAAGGAAAUAAAACGCCGAACACUUAAUGAGCUACUGGAUAUUAUUCAAUCUGGAUCAUUGAAAUUCGAUGAAGUUAUGCAAGAACAGCUCAUUGGGAUGGUUUCAGCUAACAUUUUCCGUUGUUUACCACCAGCAUCCCAUGAAAAUACAGGGACUGAAACUGUGAAUCCUGAAGAGGACGAAAGACAUUUAAAUUUAUUGUGGCCCCAUUUGCAGCUCGUGUAUGAAAUCCUAUUGAUGUACAUUGUGUCAUUUGAGACUGAGACAAAGAUUGCCAAGCGCUACAUUGACCAUACAUUUGUUUUAAAAUUGCUGGAUUUGUUCGACUCGGAGGACCCACGAGAGCGUGAGCGUUUGAAAACCAUUCUUCACCGAAUAUAUGGGAAGUUCAUGUUGCACAGGCCUUUUAUAAGGAGAGUGAUAAAUAAUAUAUUUUACAGGUUUAUAUUCGAAACAGAGAGGCAUAAUGGUAUAGCCGAACUUUUGGAGUUUCAGGGUAGCGUCAUAAACGGGCUUUCAGUUCCAAUGAAAGAAGAGAAUAGAUUGUUUCUAUUCCGAGCACUUAUACCACUUCACAAGCCAACAUGGUUUUCCACUUAUUAUCAACCACUGUCUUAUUGCAUGACUCAGUUUGUUGAGAAAGACUACAGGUUGGCAGAAUAUGUGAUCAGGGGGUUACUGAAGUACUGGCCAGUCACAAAUUGCCAGAAGGAGGUCCUUUUCCUUGCAGAACUAGAAGAAAUUCUGGAGGCAACUCAGUCUGCAGAAUUCAAACUGUUCAUGGUCCCUCUUUUCAGGCAGAUUGGUCGCUGCCUUAAGAGCCCUCACUUCCAGGUUGCGGAAAGAACACUUGGCCUGUGGAACAAUGGGCACAUAGUAAGCUUAAUAGCUGAGAAUCGAGAUGUAAUAUUUCCACUGAUAUUGGAGGCAGUAGAGAAGAACAUGAAAGGGCAUUGGAACGAAGCAGUGCACGGGCUCUCAGCCAAUGUGCGUGGGAUGUUGCUUGAAAUGGAUUCUAAACUUUAUGAAGGCUGCCUGAGUCUGUACUCAGAGAAGGAAGCCAUGGCUGUAGACUUGGAAGCUCAACGUCAGUUGACUUGGAAGAAGUUGGAAGCAGUGGCCGCACUAGCUGGGACUGUGAGGGUUCAUGAUCAUACGGUUUUGGUUAAUUAG